AUGGCGACCAGCCCACUGCCCGGCCCCACCGACAUCUUGCUGCCGUCGCCGUCCAGCGCGUACCCGCCGGAGCCCAUGAACCAGCCGAGGGCCGGCCACGCCGCUAUGAAGCCCAACCAGGUGGGGCAGGUGAUCCUCUAUGGCAUCCCUAUCGUCUCCCUGGUCAUCGACGGGCAAGAGCGGUUGUGCCUGGCUCAGAUCUCCAACACCCUCCUCAAAAACUUCAGCUACAACGAGAUCCACAACCGUCGGGUGGCCCUAGGCAUCACCUGCGUGCAAUGCACGCCGGUGCAGCUGGAGAUCCUUCGCCGGGCCGGGGCCAUGCCCAUCUCCUCCCGCCGCUGCGGCAUGAUCACCAAGAGGGAAGCGGAGCGGCUCUGCAAGUCGUUCCUAGGGGAGAACCGGCCCCCAAAAUUGCCGGAUAACUUCGCCUUCGACGUGUCCCACGAGUGCGCCUGGGGCUGCCGCGGCAGCUUCAUCCCCGCCCGCUACAACAGCUCCAGGGCCAAGUGCAUCAAGUGCAGCUACUGCAGCAUGUACUUCUCUCCCAACAAGUUCAUCUUUCACUCUCACCGCACGCCGGACGCCAAGUACACCCAGCCCGACGCCGCCAACUUCAACUCCUGGCGCCGCCACCUGAAGCUAACCGACAAGAGCCCCCAGGACGAGCUGGUCUUCGCCUGGGAGGAUGUCAAGGCCAUGUUCAACGGCGGCAGCCGCAAGCGGGCCCUGCCGCCCGCCCCGCCGGCCCCCGCCGCCGCCGCUCCUGCCGCCUGCCACCCGCUGGGCUCAGUGAAAGCGGCGGCUGCCGUCGUGGGCGGCGGGUUGCUGAGCCCGCACCUCCUGGCCGCCCCGCCGGAGCUGCACCAGAAGCGUCCGCGCUUCGAGGAGGACGAGGAGCUGCAAGAAGCCGUCGCGGCGGCGGCGCACGGCGGGAAGAGCCCGCGGAGCUACCCGGUCAUCCCGGUGCCCAGCAAGGGCUCCUUCGGUGGCGUGCUCCAGAAGUUCCCGGGCUGCGGGGGGCUCUUCCCCCACCCCUACGGCUUCCCCGCCGCCGCCUUCGGCCUCUGCCAUAAGAAGGAGGAAGGCGGCGGCGGCGGGGCCGAUGCCCUCGGCGGGGCGGCAGCGCACAAAGCCGGUGGGGCGGCUGCGGGCGGCGGCCUCUCGGGGCUCUUUUGGCCGGGUAGAAAGGACGCCGCCUUCUACCCGCCCUUCUGCAUGUUCUGGCCGCCCCGUACACCGGGCGGGCUGCCGGUACCUACAUACCUGCAGCCACCGCCCCAGCCCCCCGGUGCCCUGGGCUGCUCACUGGGAGACGGGGCGGGCCUGCUGCGACAGGCCUUCCUGGACCUCUCGGAGCCCGGCGGCGAGGCGGGGGCCCCCGCCUCUCCCACCGCCUCCGAGGGGACCGGCGGCGGCGGGCGGGUCCCCACGCACCACCCGCACCUGCUGGAAGCGGCGGCCGGGCGCAAGGCGGGCGGUGGGUACCACCACUCCAGCGCCUUCCGUCCGGUGGGCGGUAAGGAAGACUCGGAGAGCUUGGCUAAGCUGCACGGCGGCGGCCCGGCCCGUUCCGCCUCGCCGCCGCUGCAGCUGCUGCUGCCGCCGCCGCCGCCGCCACCCGAGGAGGCGGGAUGCGAUCGGCACCCGCUCCCGCCGCCCUGUAGCUUCGCCAGCGAAGACAGCAGCGAGGAGGAGGAGGAUGAGGAGGAGGAAGAUGAGCCCGAGGUGGACGUCGAGGGGCACAAGCCCCCCGAAGAGGAGGAAGAAGACGAGGAGGAGGAGGAGGGCGAGGAAGACCCCCGCGGCGGAGACACCUUGGCGGCCAACAGCCGCUUCCCGCCCGCCCGGGGCCUGCCGGAGAAGGGCGGCCGGGAGCGCCCCGCCGGCGGCCCGUUCCCCCGUCCGCCCGCUGAGGAGAAGCCGGGGGAAGGCCAAGCCCCGCCGCAGCCGCCUCCCCGGGUGGGCAGCAGCGGCAGCAGCCCGGCGCACCACCCUGCACUGGAGGAGCCGGCCGCAUACAAAGAUAAUCAGAAGAGCAAGGAGAGUAAUCAGGUCAUCAUGCCCACGAAAGAGGACACCUUCUCAGAUAAGAACAAGGAGCAUAAUUUUUUCAUCACAGACUCAGAGCCUUCAGGAGGAGACUUCUGGAGAGAUAUAGCAGGUGAACAUACCCAAGAAACCAAUUCUCCUCAUUCAUUGAAGAAGGAUGUGGAAAACAUGGGGAAAGAGGAACUCCAGAAGGUUUUGUUUGAACAGAUCGACUUACGGAGGAGACUAGAACAGGAGUUCCAGGUGUUGAAAGGAAAUGCGUCUUUCCCAGUCUUCAAUAAUUUUCAAGAUCAGAUGAAGCGGGAACUGGCGUACAGAGAAGAAAUGGUACAGCAGUUACAAAUUAUUCCCUAUGCAGCAAGCUUGAUCAGGAAAGAAAAGCUCGGCGCACACCUCAGCAAAAGCUAA
Messenger RNA from Strigops habroptila (Kakapo), 2460 nucleotides. It is a transcript of the gene SKOR2, whose product is annotated as SKI family transcriptional corepressor 2. Gene Ontology annotation, biological process: negative regulation of BMP signaling pathway; negative regulation of transcription by RNA polymerase II. The record is from RefSeq and is a predicted model, not a curated record. Gene Ontology annotation, cellular component: transcription regulator complex; nucleus. Bases 1 to 2460 code for a protein of 819 amino acids. NCBI's taxonomy places the organism in Eukaryota, Metazoa, Chordata, Aves, Psittaciformes, Psittacidae. Gene Ontology annotation, molecular function: SMAD binding; DNA-binding transcription factor activity, RNA polymerase II-specific; RNA polymerase II cis-regulatory region sequence-specific DNA binding. The transcript has 9 exons.